AUGCGGCCUUACAAAAUUCAUAAAGUGCAAGCUUUGAUACCCGAAGACCUACCCCGUCGUCGCACUUUCUGCCGUUGGUUGUUGGAUCAACAACAGCGUCUUCCAGGAUUUAUUCAGCAUGUUAUCUGGACAGACGAAUCUACAUUCAAAAGGAACGGCAUGUGGAAUAGACGAAAUUCACAUUUAUGGUCUGAAACCAAUCAACGUGCCACUCAAGAGAUUGGCCACCAAACCCGAUGGUCGGUCAACGUUUGGGCUGGCGUCUUCAACAAUGUUAUCUUUGGGCCGGUGUUUCUACCACAACGACCUGACGGAGCUGGGUAUCUUAGGUUCAUUAAUGAGAGCCUUGAUGAAAUUCUUGAAGGCAUAUCAUUAGCUGAGCUAAGAAGGGCUUGGUUUCAACACGAUGGCGCACCGCCGCAUGUGGUACGGCCGGUACGUGAGCGUCUCACUGAACUAUUUGGUGACCGUUGGAUCGGGCGAUUAGGACCGCAAGCCUGGCCACCACGAUCUCCUGAUUUGACACCUUUGGACUUUUUUUUGUGGGGAUGUGUUAAAGAAAAAGUGUUCAAUAGAGUUUGUGACAGUGCUGAGGAAAUGCGGGCAAGAAUUGUGAGUGCAUUCAAGACAAUAAGAACGAGUUGUAUCGAGGACUCAACUCUCAUGCCUCGACUUCACGAAGAGACGCGGCGACGCGCUCGAAUUUGUGUUGAGAUGAAUGGGGCACAAUUCGAGCCACACUUUGUUAGACCGCGGAGAACAUGAACAGGUAAGUACGUUUUUGCAUUAAAAUAAAAAUCAUGAUGUUAAGUUUAACUGGUUAAAUUAAUCGUUACUUAUAAUAAAAUUAAAGGUUAUUGUAAUAAAUUACUUUACGUAGCACGUAGUACUUACGAUCGUCUCUGUGUGUUUGUGUGUGCUCGUUUAUGCAUGUGUGCAACUAUCAAAAGCGCUCGCGUAUUUGUACGUUUUACAUUGCGUGCUUAGAAAAUACGAUUUCGUUAAAUACUAAUUAUUCAAGUAAACAAAUAUUUUUGUAGGACUCCAUUAAUAUGGUACAAUAACCAUGUUAAAGUUUCGGAAGCGUUUUCCUAACACCUUGUAUUAGCACCAUCUCGGCAACGGACAAUUGAAUUCCCAAAAAAAGCAGUAGAUAAAACAAAAUCAUGUGAAGCGUACACGACGCUUUUUAUUGCUGAACAUUGUAGCGUACUAACUGUGGAUCAUUUAAGCUUAAUGAUGAAGAAAGUGGGUGUUGAUUCUGAUGGAAUUAGAAUUAUGCAUUUACACCGAACUAAAUGUAGCUAUAUUAUAAAAAACUGUUUAAGUCCACACUUUAAACACGAUUUAAAACAGGACAUUGGAUCGGGAAAGUUUAGUCUACUCUUAGAUGAGUCCACAGACAUAAGUAUUACAAAAUAUCUUGGCUUGGUGAUUAUAUACUACAGUUUAAAAGCAAAAAAAAUAACAACGUCUUUUCUUAAGUUGGCACCACUAACUGAAUGCACUGCAGAUGGAAUAGUUAGUGCACUCAAAGAUACUCUUAUAGAAUUCGGUUUGGACUGCAAAAAUAUGAGCGGUAUAGGAACUGACAAUGCAAGUGUCAUGACUGGCAUAAAUAACGGUGUGCAUGCGAAAUUAAAGACAGAUAUUCCCGGACUUGUUCUAGCUCGAUGUGUUUGCCACUCCAUUCAGCUUGCUGUAUCCCACGAUUCAGAAGGCACAAUCCCGAGAAAUUUGGAAUUUAUGAUAUCUGAAACAUAUAAUUGGUUUUCCCAGUCAUCAACGCGUCAGGCUGAGUAUAGAGAGUUGUACAAAACAAUAAAUGAAGGCCAUGAUCCAUUAAAAAUUGUUCGAGCAUGUCAAACCCGCUGGCUAUCGAUACAUUCAGCAGUAGAAAGAAUACUGAAACAAUGGUGUGAAUUAAAAACACAUUUCGAAAUAUCGAGCCGAAAUUAUACUGCUGAGUUACUGUAUCGGAUAUAUAGAGACGACAUAAAUUUGGCAUUGAUAUCAUUUUUAUGCCCGAUAUUAGAAGAGCUGCAACGAGUAAAUGCAAGGAUCGGCAUUAUUGGCUUGAAAGGCUUUACCUUUCAAGCCAAUAAUGCCGAUCCCUGUAAAUUGUUUAAGGAUUUAACUACACUGCUCCGAUUUCUGGUUGCGAAAAUAAUUAUUCCACGUCCGCAAGUUAAUCCAUUGACUAUAAAUGUCGAAAAUUAUUUGGACCCAAAACCUUACCUUGGUUACGGAUUUGAAAAAAAAAUAAGGGAAAUGAGCUUAAUAAACGAACAAACUGUGAAACUUGAAAAUCGUUCUCGUGUCUUAACUGCAACGAUAGUGCGGAAGUUGCGCUAUACCAUCCCAAAAUGUCAGUGA
Diatraea saccharalis (sugarcane borer) is the source of this 2376-nucleotide messenger RNA. The record is from the annotation of a GenBank genome assembly. Lineage: Eukaryota; Metazoa; Arthropoda; Insecta; Lepidoptera; Crambidae.